AUUAUAUAUUCGGGUAUUAAAAAAAGUAUUUAAUAUUAAAGACAAACUUAUUUGCUGGAAUAAACUGAAAUAAUAAAAUAACUAAUAUUUUUUACUAAUCAUCAAUUAUGAAUUAACUUUAUGUUACUUAUAACAAAGAAAACUUUUACUGUAUUCUACAACUAAUACCUAUUCAUAUUUGCCAAUUAUUGAUAUUAAAUGAUUAAUCAAAUAUCAUUAUAAAAUUAUAUCUUUUUUAAAUAUACCGACUGCGCAGUUGAUGUGCACUUGCAGAGCAUGCCCAAACUCAUUCUUUUAGUGUCCGCGAAGCUGUUGUGGCGUCAGCAUCGCCGCAGUCGCGGAGUGAAUCAUCCCCACCUCAGCCACCCCACCGCCUCCACAAAUCGUGUCUGUGCAACGCCCGCGGUGUGCGGUGUGUCAGUGUGUGCACUGUGCGCUUCGAUUAUUUCGGUCCGGUGCAUCGAUACAUAUUUCAUCUCAGUUAAUCUUAUCGUCGUUCAACAAUUGAAACCGUGGAGGUUCAUCUUUUCCUGGAGAAGCAGCGAGACGCAACGCGGACCGUCCGGAUGCUCAGAAUCGUUACAGCUAAAGCAAAGCUGUAACACUGGUUUCGGAAGCGCAAAAAAGCUGCGAAUCACGAGAGUUGCGUGGGCUCGUAAGUUUUGCUUUCGCGGGUGCUGGCUGUCAGGGGAGUCUGCGGAUUUGAAGGUCUGCAUGAUGUCCGGUACCGCUGCUGAAAGCAUGAUCGGAAGUAACAGGACGGUACCCAGUAUCAAGCAAGAAGUCGAAAACCCAUCCACACCAACUCAGAAUUAUCAAGUCUGCUCGCCGACCACAACACUACAGCAACAGGAGUCGCUGUGCACGAAAAUGGAUAUGCAGGAUUAUGGAGGCAGCGGAGGCAGCCCCGGGAGCCCGGAGAUGCAUCAUUGUUCCUCGACGACGCAGCCGCUCGGCACUCCGGAGGAUGGCGUUAAGGAGGAGGAUAUGAUGCCUAGGAGGCUAUGCCUCGUUUGCGGCGAUGUGGCGAGCGGAUUUCACUACGGAGUCGCCUCCUGCGAGGCUUGCAAAGCCUUCUUCAAGAGAACGAUACAAGGCAACAUCGAGUACACCUGUCCGGCGAACGGCGAGUGCGAGAUCAACAAGCGCCGGAGAAAGGCCUGCCAAGCUUGCAGGUUCCAAAAGUGCCUCAGGCAGGGUAUGCUCAAGGAAGGCGUCAGACUGGACCGCGUACGGGGUGGCAGGCAAAAGUACAGGAGGAGCACCGAUCCUUACGUACCCGGAAAGACCAUCACCCUAGAAGAUAACAAAAUGGUGGAAGCGCUAAUCUCCUGCGAGCCCGACAUGCUGCAGGUGUCAACAUUGUCGCACACCUUGGACACCGAUCAACGAGUCCUGGGCCAGCUGUCCGAUCUCUACGAUCGCGAGCUCGUCGGUAUAAUCGGCUGGGCUAAACAAAUACCGGGAUUCAGCAGCUUACCCCUCAAUGACCAGAUGCGACUACUGCAAAGUACGUGGGCCGAGAUCCUGACCUUCAGUCUCGCCUGGAGAAGCAUACCCAACAGUGGGAAACUCAGGUUUGCGCAGGACUUUACCCUCGACGAGAGGCUGGCGCGCGAGUGCCACUGUUUGGAACUGUAUACGCACUGCAUGCAGAUCGUCGAGAGGGUGCAGCGGCUAAGCCUCGCGCGCGAGGAGUUCUACGUGUUGAAGGCCCUCAUCUUGACCAACAGCGACGCGAAGCUCGACGAGCCGCAUGCGCUUCACCGUUUUCGCGACAGCAUCCUCGGCUCGCUGUCGGACUGCGUGAGCGCGGUUCGGCCGGGUCAGGCGCUGCGCGCCAAUCAAAACAUGUUCCUAGUGCUGCCGGGCCUGCGCCAGGCCGACGGCAUCGUCCGUAAGUUCUGGUCCAGCGUCUACCGCACGGGUAAGGUGCCCAUGAACAAGCUCUUCGUCGAGAUGCUCGAGGCAGCCAGCUACCGAUGAAUGAGUCGUCGUCCCGCGACAUCGUCAAGACCUUGUCCAACGGAUACAUCAAGUCGAAAGAAGAGGCAAGAGAAGAGGAGUGUGAUCGAUCGCGCUCGCAAGGCUAGAGACGUGCGGGCGAUAGGUCUCUGACGUUGCGCUACCUCGCGUUCGACGCGCAAAUCGUCGAUACGGUUUGAAAAUAAAUGCCUUGAAAACAGUUUAACGAUACACCCUCACACACACACACACACACACACACACACACACACAUAUUUACAUGAGUCUUUCUACGGCAGAUCAGAGCGCGUUUGUUGGCGGACUGAUUCUAAAGGUUGGACUUUUUCUUGGAAACCGAGAGCUCGAUAACGACUGCGACAGAGAUUGAGAAUUAGAUUGCGUGAAAGAAAUGAACAA
Nasonia vitripennis (jewel wasp) is the source of this 2382-nucleotide messenger RNA. It is a transcript of the gene Err, whose product is annotated as steroid hormone receptor ERR2. Gene Ontology annotation, molecular function: zinc ion binding; sequence-specific DNA binding; steroid binding. The transcript has 9 exons. The record is from RefSeq and is a predicted model, not a curated record. Gene Ontology annotation, biological process: regulation of DNA-templated transcription. The coding region runs from base 277 to 1986 and encodes 569 amino acids. NCBI's taxonomy places the organism in Eukaryota, Metazoa, Arthropoda, Insecta, Hymenoptera, Pteromalidae. Gene Ontology annotation, cellular component: nucleus.